UGGAGCUUGAAGACAUUGCAUCUUUUGCCAUUUUUGAAAAGCGAAGCUUCUCCAGGUCUAGUUGCUUGCUGUCUGACUCUGUCUCUUGCAUUGGAGUCUUCAGACACUCCUGAUGUCCUGUUUUUAUGACCUACCAGUAGGUUGCUUGUUAUGCGAAGCUACAAACCGGUGUUGGGUUAAUAUGUGAACAGGCUACUGUCUGAGAGCCCAUUUCAAUGACACAUACCAUUUCGCCAGAACAUUGGUGGCUAUUCAGAGUUUCCCAUAGACCAAGUAACAUUGUGUGGUGCUACGGUCAAAAAAAGUGGUCGAGUACAAGUGUUAUGCAUGCACCCCCACUGACAUGGAUCAGUUUGUGGUAUUCGCUUUUUAUUCUGUGGUGCUGCGCCACAGAAUGGUCUACGUAUGGGGAACACUGCUCUUUGACAGUUUAGGUUGACAGAAUGUCAUGUACUUAAAUGACAUGUACUUGACAAUGCCAUGUACUUCAAACAUGCAAAUAAUCCAUUCUGGCAGUCAUCAGUAGCAAAGUGAGAACAGCUUCAGGCUGUAGUGGUGGGGUACUACUGGCUGUAUUUGUAUGUGCGUCCACCCAUUCCAAAUCAGUAGCAGAAUCCGGAUUCCCUUGUACAGCACGACUGCUGUUUCUUAUUGCAGUCUCUGGGGUAUUUGACGCUUUCCAGCUGCAACCCUGUCUCCUGAUUGUUUAGUCAUUACGCAUUGAUGUGUGGCGUCAUCGAGGUUUCUCUAGCGAGUAUAGCGCUCUCUUUAAAAUGACAGGUCGAGAGGGAGAGUGGGAGUAGAAUGGUGAUCCCACCCCGAACGAGCUUGCGUAGCGUCCCGUCGCACUUCUGUGCUGCCUGCCUGUCGCAUCGGGUCAACACGUCUGCCGCCCCCUCGACUCACUGACUGAGGUCUCUCCAGCUCCCGUUGCGUGCGUCUUCUAGCUACACACAAGGCAGCUACGACACAGGCGCUCACUACUCGUGAAUAGGUGUUUGUGUAAUAUAACCUGCUGCGUGACUGAAAUGGAUAACAAAAGGGAUGUUGUACAGCGAGGGGAGAACGGUCAUAUUGUGCUGCGCAGUGGUAGUGCCAUAUCUGGAGGUGAAUUAACGGACGCGUCUGGGAGCCCCGUUCGAGGUGAGCCCCAGCUGAAGGCUUUUAAGGGGGCGGCUUGCUCCAGUCCCAAAUCCCCGUCUUACACGCAGAGUGGAUCAGAGGCUGUCGUGAUGGAGGGACCGAGGAACGGGACGUACGGAGAUACAAGGCCAGCAAGCAAGCCAUCACCUCUCAUCAUCGCUGACAAACCGGAACGUCCCAACAAAGAGGCAACCAGCUCAAGCGAGGAGUCUGACUUCUAUGAAGAGAUAGAUGUCAGCUGCACUGCUGACGGCAUGGACUACCCUGACAAGCCAGGGAAAGAUGUCGACAUGUCAAUUCACAACACCGACAAUGGCAUGACCACUGGAAAGAUGAACUCAAGCCCCACUAACUUGCCUUACGGAGCUGACCAAAUGCGACGGUACCGAACAGCUUUCACGCGGGAGCAGAUAGCUCGGCUGGAAAAAGAAUUCUACCGGGAGAAUUAUGUCUCGAGACCACGGAGGUGUGAGCUCGCAGCAUCCUUGAAUCUUCCGGAGACAACAAUCAAGGUUUGGUUCCAGAACCGCAGGAUGAAGGACAAGCGACAGCGUCUCGCCAUGACGUGGCCGCAUCCUGCUGACCCGGCCUUCUACACCUACAUGAUGGGCCACGCUGCAGCCAACCUGCCUUACCCCUUCCCUUCACACCUGCCUCUCCCCUACUACUCUCCUCUUGGUGGCGUGGGCACCACCACCCCCUCCGCCACGUCUCCGUUCGCUGCCCCCCUGCGCUCUCUGGACAGCUUUCGCAUGCUCGCUCACCCUUACCCACGACCGGACCUGUUCUGCUUCCGUCACCCAUCCGUGUAUUCCAGCACGGGCUCGAGCCACGCACUGGGCCCCUCCGACACCCCGUGCAACUGCUUGGCGUGCCACGGCACGAGCGGGCAAAACAAUGGUCUUCCUCAGCGGCCUCGCAGCCUGGACUUCACGUGCUCCUCCACGAGCAGGACUGACUCCUUUCUGACGUUUUCACCCGCUGUUUUGAGCAAGUCAUCAUCCGUGUCUCUGGACCAGAGAGAAGAAGUGCCUCUAACAAGAUGAAAGUAGUUGACUUAUGGCGUCAUUUGUUUUAUUAUUUAACAUGGACAAUUGCAAAGCAGACCUCAUUAAUUAGGCUACGCUGCGCACAAGGACAUUUUAUUAUGUAUUUGAAAUGGGCUGGUGUCAUAUUGAAAGCAUGGAAGAAGCUGGAUACUGCUGGGCAGCUGGCAAGAGAACAGUGUGUUGCAUCAAAAAAAUAUAAGCCUGCAGGGCUACAUAUCUAUAUAGUUUCAUAGGCUAGAUAGUAGAUUGACUGCACA
Molecule: messenger RNA, 2449 nt
Organism: Engraulis encrasicolus (European anchovy)
Lineage: Eukaryota; Metazoa; Chordata; Actinopteri; Clupeiformes; Engraulidae
Gene: evx1
Product: even-skipped homeobox 1
Exons: 3
Coding region: 1029-2189 (386 amino acids)
Biological process (GO): regulation of transcription by RNA polymerase II
Cellular component (GO): nucleus
Molecular function (GO): DNA-binding transcription factor activity, RNA polymerase II-specific; RNA polymerase II cis-regulatory region sequence-specific DNA binding
Source: RefSeq, a predicted model, not a curated record